Macrosiphum euphorbiae (potato aphid) is the source of this 300-nucleotide messenger RNA. NCBI's taxonomy places the organism in Eukaryota, Metazoa, Arthropoda, Insecta, Hemiptera, Aphididae. The record is from the annotation of a GenBank genome assembly.
AUGGCGGCCGAAGCCAACAAUAUAGACCUAGAAGAGACCACCGACGAAUCCAACGAGAUAGACCUAGAAGAGACCACCGACGAAGAGAACGACAUAGAUCUAGAAGAGACCACCGAUCCAUCCAUGGACUCAACACGAGGCGAGAACGAAAAUGGUAAUACUGUCGUGUACAGGUUGCACGAAGAGAUUGACAACCUGAAUUUGGUGCUUGACCAUUUGGAGCGCAAAAAUGGGGACAUUUAUUCGCGAAUCGAACAGUUGCUGGCAUCUUUCCAAAAUAAUGAGACCGAAGAAGAAUAA